CUCUUUCUGACAGAGAAUCACAGCCUUCAUUAUUAAACUCUUUCUCUGACAAUUCAAACCACGGUGAAGACGUUUCUUAUUGAUCCAUCUUCCAGAACGUGUCCAGAGAACGUCUUCAGAUGGAACCACAGAACUCAUCAUGACCAGCCAGAUUAAAUAUGCACCAUCAAAGUUCCAAGACAUCAUUUCUAGAAGCUUCCAGAUCCACCCAGGACCUCCUGCUCGGUAUCAGCUGGUGAAGAAAGAGAGUCUGGAUGGAGAGAGAGAGGGAGAGUCUAGACUCAGAAGAUGGACCUUUGGAGAAAGAGAUCCCAGUAAGGUUAAUAAAACCAUCCUGCUGGUGGGAGGGACAGGAACAGGGAAGUCAACCAUGAUCAACGCUCUGGUCAACUAUGUCAUGGGAGUAGAGAUGGAGGACAAGGUCUGGUUUGAGAUCGUAGAAGAGGGAGGAAGAAGUCAGUCUGAGAGUCAAACAUCAGAGGUGACCGUGUACCAGAUCUGUGGGUUUGAGGAGGGUAGAGUUCCCUUCUCUCUCACCAUCAUCGACACCCCGGGGUACGACAGUACAGGGGAGUCUCAGAACACAACACAAACAGUUGCCAAAAAAAUUCAAGACUUAGUCAUGUUGAAUGAAGAAAUUAAUGCAGUGGCCUUAGUGGUGCAUGCAGAUUUGAAUCGACAGCAGAAUAUUUUUCAUUCAGUUUUGGAUUUUUUUGGAAAAGACAUGGGGAACAACAUAGUGUUCCUCAUCACUCACUCAGAUGGGAUGUCAGCACCUAGUGUCCUGCAGGCUAUUCAAGAUGCUAACAUCAAGUGUCGCAAAAAUGACAGCAACCAACCAGUUCAUUUCCAGUUCAACAACUCCCAGAAUAAGAUCAUAACAGAUGACAUUGAGUUUGGAUAUGAGUGUGCAUGGAAGCUCACAAUGAGAGGAAUUAAGGGUUUUCUUAAUGUCAUGGAAAAUGCUGUAUCGCAAAAAUUACAAAUGAACACAAAGAUUUUGAGAGAGAAAAAACUCAAAGACAUCAUUUCUAGAAGCUCCCAGAUCCACUCAGGACCUCCUGCUCGGUAUCAGCUGAAGACACAGAAAGAGAGUCUGGAUGGAGAGAGAGAGGGAGAGUCUAGACUCAGAAGAUGGACCUUUGGAGAGAGAGAUCACAGUAAGGAUAAUAAAACCAUCCUGCUGGUGGGAGAGACAGGAACAGGGAAGUCAACCAUGAUCAACGCUCUGGUCAACUAUGUCAUGGGAGUAGAGAUGGAGGACAAGGUCUGGUUUGAGAUCGUAGAAGAGGGAGGAAGAAGUCAGUCUGAGAGUCAAACAUCAGAGGUGACCGUGUACCAGAUCUGUGGGUUUGAGGAGGGUAGAGUUCCCUUCUCUCUGACCAUCAUCGACACCCCGGGGUACGAAAUCCAAAAUAACAUAGCUAUAGUUGUCAAACUUCUUAACUUAUUCAAACAUGGCGCAAUUCAACAAAUUGAUGCAGUAGGUUUGUUGAUUAAGUCAAGUACAAACUGUGUGAAUGCCAAGCAGAAGAACAUAUUUGAAGAUGUGUCUCUUGCUGAAGACAUGGAGAAGAACAUAGUGUUCCUCAUGACUCACUCUGAUGGAAUGCCACCUACCGACGCCCUGCAGGCUAUUGAAGAUGCUGACAUCAAAUGUGCCAAAGAUAAGAAUGGAAAACCAGUUCACUUCCUGUUCAACAACCACCAGAAUAAGGUAAUCACUGAAGAAACUGACAGGGUCUAUGAGUUUGCAUGGAAUGUCUCGGAGAAAGGAAUUGAGGGAUUCUUCACAUUCUUGAAACAUGCUAAACCCCAAAGAUUACAAAUGACCGUAAAUGUUUGGAAGGACAGAAAAUUCAAAGGCAAUAUUUCUCAAAGCAAGUGUCACCCAGGACCUCCUGCUCGAUAUCAGCUGGUGACUAAGAGAGAGAGUCUGGAUGGAGAGAGAGAGGGAGAGUCUAGACUCAGAAGAUGGACCUUUGGAGAGAGAGAUCACAGUAAGGAUAAUAAAACCAUCCUGCUGGUGGGACAGACAGGAACAGGGAAGUCAACCAUGAUCAACGCUCUGGUCAACUAUGUCAUGGGAGUAGAGUUUGAUGAUGAAGUAUGGUUUGAGAUUAUACAAGAGGAAAAAAUAUGUCAAACUAAGAGUCAAACAUCAACGGUGACCGUGUAUGAGACCUUUGGGUUUGAAGGUCAUAGAGUUCCUUAUUCCCUCACCAUCAUCGACACUCCGGGGUUUGGAGACACAGAAGGAGUCCAGAAAGAUGAAAUCUUUGAGAAACUGCAUGAUUUGUUCAGAUCUUGGAAAGGAAUUCGUGAAAUUGAUGCAGUAGGUUUUUUGGUGAAGGCAGAUACAAACCGUCUGGAUGACAAACUAAGGUACGUGUUUGAUGCAGUUGUAUCUCUGUUUGGAAAAGACAUGAAAAACAACAUUGUGUUCCUCAUCACUUACUCUGAUGGAAUGCAAGCUAACAAUGCCCUCAAGGCUAUUGAAAAAGCAAAGUUGAAGUGUGCCAAAUGUGAAAAUGGCAACCCGGUUAAUUUCCUGUUUAACAACAACCAGACUGACAUCCCCACAGAAAAAACUAAGGACACUCAUAAGUUUUCAUGGAGACAAACAAUGAGUGGCAUGGAUGGACUCUUCAACUUCCUGAAUAAAACAAAACCUCAGAAGUUGAGCAUGACUGUUAAUGUUAUGACAGAGCGCAUCAGGCUCAAGGCUUGCAUCGGAAACUUAAAGGACAGACUGGAGCUGAUUGAUCUGAAGCAGACUGAGAUUCAACAGAAAGAGAAAGCUUUUACGAAACACAAAGAAGAGAUGGAGAGAGUUGAAGCUUUGUUUCAAGAGAAAAAAGAUACUCUUGAGGGAUGUAAUCAAGCGAUGCAGGAAAAUCAGAACUUUGAAUAUGAAGUUCACGAGCCAUACAAAGUCAGAGUCCCCAUCGAUGCCUUGUGGGACAACAAGGCUGUCACCUGCCUGGACUGUGAGGAGAACUGCCACUACCCAGGAUGCACCUUGGCUAUAAAUCCUUCCUGGUGUGAAGUCUUGAAGAAAGAUCAUCAAGGUGUGCUGAGAUGUACAUCAUGCACAGGAAAGUGUACCGUUGACAAACAUGUCAAAGAAAAAUGGAGUUAUGUGAACAAGACCAAGAAGGUUAAGAAGAACGAUCAGGAAAAAAAGACGACGUAUGAAAACAACAAACAAAACAAGGCAGAGACUGAGAAGAAGAUGAGAGAUGUGGAAGAGACGAAAGACAACGAAGCAAAUGCAGCCAACAAGGUGGAGCGUGAGUUGUCAGGACUUAUGGCAGAGAAAGAGAACCUGGAGAGAGACAAGAUCAGAUGGGUGGAAGAGGCUUAUCAACAUGUGGUCAGACUAGAGGAGAUCGCCCUCAAUGCUGGUUCUCUGUUUGUUCUCAUCCACCUGGACUUCCUGACAGAGAAGAUGAAGGAGACAGGAGACCAGGAGAAGGUCCUGAAGCUGGAGGAGAUGAAGACACGAGCUGGAGAAGGAAGAGAACAAGAAGUUACAUACAUGAGAGCUGGCUUAAAGAAAGUUGGUCAAGCAAUCGUAAAAAAUAUUUGGGGUCAGAGUGGUGAAGAUUCAGAAUAUACAAAGAGCAAAGAAUCCAAAACUCAGAACAAGUAGAAAACCAGUAUUGAAUAUUUUUGGGAACUGAUUACAUAAUGAAUACAGUAUGCUUAGAAACAAGCAUAUGUGCACACACACAUCUGUUUCUGGUUUUGGUGACAGAUGUGUCACCUUACCUGCAAGUUCAUUAUAUUGUGAUACGUAUCCAGUCUGUCUAUAAUCUAAACUAUAGAUAAUUCUUUAAUUCAAACAUAAUUUGUACAUUUCUGUUUCGUAUCUUUGAUCUCCUUUAGAGUUGAAUGUUUAUCCAUGAAAUUUACAGAAAAUAUAAGCACAGUAAAUUGCUCUACCUUAACAAACCUUGAACAUCCAUUUUCUUUAUGUAUUUUAAUCAUGCAUGUUACAAUGAUC
Molecule: messenger RNA, 4009 nt
Organism: Osmerus eperlanus (European smelt)
Lineage: Eukaryota; Metazoa; Chordata; Actinopteri; Osmeriformes; Osmeridae
Exons: 3
Coding region: 140-3655 (1171 amino acids)
Molecular function (GO): ATP hydrolysis activity; GTP binding
Source: RefSeq, a predicted model, not a curated record